Messenger RNA from Amphibalanus amphitrite, 3814 nucleotides. RefSeq lists its product as uncharacterized. Gene Ontology annotation, biological process: negative regulation of cell population proliferation. The transcript has 2 exons. The record is from RefSeq and is a predicted model, not a curated record. Bases 397 to 3627 code for a protein of 1076 amino acids. NCBI's taxonomy places the organism in Eukaryota, Metazoa, Arthropoda, Thecostraca, Balanomorpha, Balanidae.
GUCUGGGACGCGCUGGCGCUGGAGGUGCAGACCCUGUGCCGCUGCGAGCCGCUGCCGCUGUGGCUGGAGCCACCGCUGCUGCGUCUGCCCGACCCGGUGCCCUUCUGGAGCCGCGUCUCACGGACCGUCACGGUGGUGAACGACUCGGACUACGCGGCGCCGUUCGAGUGGUGCACGGUGCGGCGCGGCGACCUGCUGGUCAGCGUCAGCCCGCAGAGCGGCCAGGUGCCGGCGCGCGGCCGACUGCCGCUCACCGUCACCCUGUGGUCGGCGCGCGAGCUGCAGCUCACUGCCGAGCUGCGCUGCACCAGCCGCCGGUUCGGCCGCAGCGUCUGCCUGCCCGUGGUGGCUGCGUUCCUCGGACCCGCCCUGCAGAUCAGCACCCACCGGCUGGAGAUGCCGCGCACUCGCGUCGGAGCCCGGUCUGAGAGACAGCUGACCCUCACCAACCCCACCAAGCUGCCGCUCGAGUGGCGCACGGCGCGCAUCGUGGAGCGCUCCCCGGUGCGGCCGGCGGAGCGCGGUUGGCGGUUCGACGGCCAGGUGGACCCGUUCUCGGUCAGUCCGUGCUCGGGCCUGCUGCGGGCCGGCGAGAGCACCCAGCUGACGGUGUCGUUCGAGCCGCCGGCGCCGGCCACCUACGACAUGGUGCUGGAUGUCGGAGUGGACGGCAGCAGUCGCAGCAGCGCCGUCUCCAUCUGCGCCGAGGCGUGCCACCUCUCGCUGUCCGUCACCCCGGCCUUCCACAAGCUGGACGCCUACCUGGGCGGCACCGUGGCCAUGAUGGUGUUCGUCUCGAGCACCUGCGACAUGGACGUGCCGUUCCGCUGGGAGGUGCCGGCCAGUGAGUCGGUACAGGUGACCCUGGAGCCGGCCAGCGGCGUGCUGCUGCCCUGGGCCACUCUGGUCUCUGAGCUGCGGAUCACCGGUCUGCGAGCCGGCCCGUACGGCUACUACUGCAUCCCCUGCUGGCUGGAGGACCGCUCCUUCUCCGCGCCACUGACGCUGUACGGAGAGGUGAUGGCACUGUCUGCGUCCGUCCACAUCGCGCCCAACUGGGGGUACCGGCCGGCCGGGGUGCCCGACCUCGGCGAGGGCAGGCAGGUGCUGGGUCGCAGCCGGCGCCGUCAGCUGGAGCAGCAGCAGCGAGAGGCGCAGGAGGAGGCCGCCCGACUGGCCGCCCAGCCGCCCCCGGAGCCAGAGAAACCGCCCACACCACCGCCGUCACCCAAAUCAAAGAAGGACAAAAAGAAGUCACCAAAAGCUGCCAAGAAGGGUAAGAAGAAGGGCAAGGACCGCCUUCCGACUCCUGAACCGGAGCCGGAGCCGGAGCCGCCGCCUCCUCCGGAGCCGGAGCGGGCUCCGACCCCGGAGCCGACGGUGGAGGAGCUGGUGGCUGAGUGGGAGCUGGUGGAGUCGGCGGAGGCCGGCUGUGGUCCGCUGGUGCUGCUGUUUGGACACGACGUGGACAUUCACUCGGUGGUAGUGCGGGAGCUACAUGUGAGGAACAACACGCCCAUAUCGAUGCAGUGCAGCGCGCGCGUGCUGAACUUCCCCGGCCUGCAGCAGGAGAGGUGCGCCGGAGAGCCGCCCAUGACGGUCGAGAAGCGCCGUAUCAACGAUCUGGAGCGGGAGGACGUAUGGUCGGAGCUGCUCUCGGACGGACGCGGUCUGGCGCUGCUGGUCCGACCGGCCCGGUUCGCCGUGCCCGCCCACAGCCAGACCCUGGUGCGGGUGUUCUGCUGUGCCGACAUGUGGGGCUGGUACUCGGACCAGCUGAUCGUCUCAGGGGAGGGCAUCCCCGACCUGACGGUGGACCUGCGGGUGGGCGUCACCGGCUCGCCGCUGCUGGCCGUCAACACCGGAUCCAACCACGUCAGGUUCGGGUGUCAGCUGUACGGCGGCGCGCCCGUCGAGAGACACCUGUGUCUGAAUAACGUGUCGCCGUGCCCGAUCCAGCUGAACAUGGCCGUGGCUCUGGAGACGCCGGUCGAGGAGCGGCCGCCGCCGUUCCGCGCCUUCCUCUCGCUGGGGGCCGACUUUGAGCCGCUGCUGCCACUGUGGGAGUGGAGGGUUACGAGCGACACGCUCCGGCUCGGACUGCGGCCGGUGUUUGGACAGGAGAGCCAGGCGUACUACACGGUGACGCCGGAGGUGACUGUGGUACCGGCGCGCUCCAAGGUCUGGGUGCUGCUGCAGCUGCACCCAGUCUGCCUGCCGCCGGCCGCCUCUCGCUGGGAGAGGGAGCGCCGGCAGCGGCCCGUGGACGUCCUCGCCUGGCUGACUGCCCACUGCUCGCUGAGGGAGCAGGACCGCGCACCACCCGGCGGCCUGGUGACCCGGCGGGACGGCUACAGCCGGCGGCCGCUGCAGGUGCAGCUGCGGGCCCAGCUGCGCUCCGCCUACCUGACCGUGGCCUACCCGGAGACGGCGGCGGUCGGGUUCCGGCCGCCGCCGGUGCUGGCCGGCGCCGAGGAGGCCGUCCGGAUGGUGGCGCCGGUCACAGCGCUGGUGGAGGGACCGCGCCGCUCGGUGGCCCGGCUCCUCUCCCGGCUCACUCUGCACAACAAACACCAGGUGGACGUGGAGGUGAUCUGCUGGACCACGCUGCCGUUCAUGCUGGUGCGCGCUGCCUCGCCGCGCGGCGCCGUGGAGCGGCCCGGCCGGUGCGUGGUGCCCCACAGCGGCCACACCCAGCUGACGGUCGAGUUUGUGUUCUCCCGCGCCCUGCUGCGGUUCUGUCUGACGGAGCGACUCACCGAGCCGCGCCGGGUGCGGUUCUCUCCCGGCGGGGAGGUGGAGGUUCUGGACGACCCCGACUGGUCGGACGUCAGCGACGGCUGUCCGCCGGCCGACGACGCGCCGCUGGAGGAGGAGACGCGCUCCGCCGAGCAGCUGCUCACCGGCUCUGAGCGGGCCCCCUCCGAGCCGGGCUCUGACCCCACCGGCAGCUGCCGGGCGAGGGCCCGCUCCGAGCCCGACCUGGGCGCCGCCGCCGCCGGGCCGUCCGCCUCCCUGCAGCAGCUGCUCUGCUCCCGGUCGGCGGAGAUGACUGCCGAGCAGCGGGCGGCCGACUACUGCCUGCGGGAGGUGGAAGUCGUCCACCUGACCACCGACUCUGGCGAGGAGCGCGUCCGGUUCCGCUCCAAACUGGUGCUCCAGUACAUGGACUCGCACGUCCAGGCGUUCCCAGUCGAGUGUAUACUGGCGCUGCCGGCGCUGCACGUCUCCGUCGAGCUGAUCGAGUUCCAACAGGUCACCGUAGGAGACGUGGCGAAACGCGGUCUGUACAUCUCCAACCCGACGAUCGGCGAGCUGAGCUGGUCGGCGCGGCUGGUGGCUCGCCUGCCGUCCCCUCAGACGUCCGUCGCUAGCCGGCUGAGCCGGCGGCGCAGCACGCGCCUGGCGCCGCGCCGACCGGACGCCGCCACCUUCCGACUGAGCCCAGAGUUCGGGGUACUGGCGCCGCGCGCCCGACAGCACGUCAGCCUGACGUUCGCGCCGGCCAGCUGCGCGCUGUACUCGGCCACACUGGAGCUGAGCGGGCCCUGCCUGCCGGAUCCUGUCUGCGUGCUGGUCACCGGGGAGGGAACACACGACGAGCUGCCGCACAUGCCCGGUACCUGAGGGGCAGGAGCGGCCGGGGAGCAAAAAAGGACGAAAGGCGACGGGACCCGGUGGUAGAGACCGGCAUUUAAAGGAGACAACACGUAACACUGGCUGAGCUUUGUCUGGUCCAGAGUUGAGCCUAAACGUCUUUUGACUUAUUUGUCAGAUUGUCAAAUUACCGUUAAUAACUACAGCUCCGCUAUCA